GGGGCCGGGAGCCCGCGCCGCGCAGCCGGGCAGCCGGGCGCGCCGGGGGUGGGUCCCUCUCCCCAGCCCGGCUCUGCGUGGAAGAAGAGGGCGGGGACCGGCGCGGGGCGGAGAGCGGAGGAGGCGAAGGGGGCAUGACUCGUGCAACUUGCGGCGGGCAUCUGCCGAGCCUCUGAGCCGGCGGCGGCCCGGGGCCCGGAUCGCGGCCGCGCCGAUCGCACCCAGCGCACCCCGCCCCGGCCGACAGCCGCUGCUGACCUGGAUCCUCGCAGCGCCCGCCGGCCGCCAGCGAUCCGCCCUCGUCUUCCGGGCUGUUUUCUGGAGCGCGAGGGCCGCUCUCCCCGCCGGACCCCCGGCCCCCGAUGGCUCGGAUGGGGCUUGCGGGCGCCGCUGGACGCUGGUGGGGACUCGCUCUCGGCUUGACCGCGUUCUUCCUCCCAGGCGCCCAUACGCAGGUGGUGCAGGUGAACGACUCCAUGUAUGGCUUCAUCGGCACAGACGUGGUGCUGCACUGUAGCUUUGCCAACCCGCUGCCCAGCGUGAAGAUCACCCAGGUCACGUGGCAGAAGGCGACCAAUGGCUCCAAGCAGAACGUGGCCAUCUACAACCCGGCCAUGGGGGUGUCGGUGCUGGCACCCUACCGCGAGCGCGUGGAGUUCCUGCGGCCCUCCUUCACGGAUGGCACCAUCCGCCUGUCCCGCCUGGAGCUGGAGGACGAGGGUGUCUACAUCUGCGAGUUUGCCACCUUCCCCACGGGCAAUCGCGAGAGCCAGCUCAAUCUCACUGUGAUGGCCAAGCCCACCAACUGGAUCGAGGGCACCCACGCAGUGCUCCGAGCCAGGAAGGGGCAGGACGACAAGGUCCUGGUGGCCACCUGCACCUCGGCCAACGGGAAGCCCCCCAGCGUGGUGUCCUGGGAGACGCGGCUAAAGGGUGAGGCAGAAUACCAGGAGAUCCGGAACCCCAACGGCACAGUGACCGUCAUCAGCCGGUACCGCCUGGUGCCCAGCAGGGAGGCCCACCGGCAGACCCUGGCCUGCAUCGUCAACUACCACAUGGACCGCUUCAAGGAGAGCCUCACCCUCAAUGUGCAGUAUGAGCCCGAGGUGACCAUCGAGGGGUUUGACGGCAACUGGUACCUGCAGCGGAUGGACGUGAAGCUCACGUGCAAAGCCGACGCCAACCCCCCCGCCACCGAGUACCACUGGACCACGCUGAAUGGCUCCCUCCCCAAGGGCGUGGAGGCCCAGAACAGAACCCUCUUCUUCAGGGGUCCCAUCAGCUACAGCCUGGCCGGGACCUAUGUCUGUGAGGCCACCAACCCCAUCGGCACUCGCUCUGGCCAGGUGGAGGUCAAUAUCACAGAAUUUCCCUACACCCCGUCUCCUCCCGAGCAUGGGCGGCGCGCCGGGCCGGUGCCCACGGCCAUCAUUGGGGGCGUGGCGGGGAGCGUCCUGCUGGUGCUGAUUGUGGUCGGCGGCAUCGUGGUGGCCCUGCGCCGGCGCCGGCACACCUUCAAGGGCGACUACAGCACCAAGAAGCACGUGUACGGCAACGGCUACAGCAAGGCGGGCAUCCCCCAGCACCACCCGCCCAUGGCGCAGAACCUGCAGUACCCCGAUGACUCCGACGAUGACAAGAAGGCCGGCCCGCUGGGCGGGAGCAGCUACGAGGAGGAGGAGGAGGAGGAGGGCGGAGGGGGCGAGCGCAAGGUGGGCGGCCCCCACCCCAAAUACGACGAGGACGCCAAGCGGCCCUACUUCACGGUGGAUGAGGCCGAGGCCCGGCAGGACGGCUACGGGGACCGGACUCUGGGCUACCAGUACGACCCUGAACAACUGGACUUGGCUGAGAACAUGGUUUCUCAGAACGACGGGUCUUUCAUUUCCAAGAAGGAGUGGUACGUGUAGCCCGCUUCUGGAGCGUCUGUCUGCGCCCGCCCCUCCCCAACUCCGCCCCGCACGCCGCACGCCCCCCCACCCGCACCCCUCCUGGAGCUCCGCAGAGACUCGCUCCACUGCCUAGAGCCAGCCCCCAGCUCCCAGGGAGCAGGGCAGCCCAGGGUAGAGGACUCGGCUUUGUUUUUGUUCCUGCCCCCCCCCCAUGGUGUUGUGUUGACCGUGGCUUUGGUGUUGCUGUAUCUCCUUCCCCCACCCCCCAACACUGGAAUUUGUGUUCUCUUCACUGGGGGUGGAGGGCUGAGGGGGCUCAGGAGGAAGAGCCCCACCCCUACCCCAGAUGCUGCUUCUCCCUGGGAGAAGGAACCCACCCCCCUAGACAGCAGGUACACCCAACGGGUGAGGGGUGGGGGUGGCUCGUCCAAUGCACCCAAGGGGAGAGAUCUUGUUUGUUCCAGGAAUCCAGUUGAGGUCCCUACCUGGGACCUGGGGCAGUGUGUUUACCUGGUGACGUUGAUUUCACAUAAUUUCUUCAUUGGCCUGUGGGGAGUCCUGCUGGACCAACUCUGAUGUGUCUCACUCUCCCCUUGUCUGACCCCAGCGCGGGGGGCUCCUGGCAGACUCUGUUAAAGACUCUGUUCACACCCCCUGCCAGCUCACGCUCACAUGCACGCGCACACACCCACUCACUGUGCCUGGGCCCACAGACGCUGCCCAAGGCCCGGCCUGUCUGCUCCCUCUCUUCCUUAAGCACCAAUGUUUCUUGGACCUCUCCCUUACCCAUAAGUGCUCGAUUCUCUUGGAAAGUCGGGGCUGGGGUCCCAGCAGGGGAUUUCCUCCAGGAGCGAGAUGCCAGGGCUGAGAAGCGCAGAGAAGAGCCACGGACACAGUCUGAGGGUACAUGGGGAUGCCCACUCGAGAUCCCGGGGCUGGCAGAAGUGUGAUGGGGUGGCACAACCAGGGAACCACCUGCUCACCCCCUCUCCGUUCCCUGGGGCGAGGGACAGCCUUGAGAAGCCCUCCUGCUGGUGUGGGCCUCUGGGCACCUGGCAACCCUAGGCCUGCCUGGGUCUUCCCUUGGAUGCAAUGGAGGAAGGCCCCUCCCAGCUCUCUCUCCGUCCCCCAGCUCAAAGUGCCUCAGUUCUUCCCUCUGCCACCCAGGUUCCCCGGCACUCUAUAGACAAGCUCACACAUGGGAAAGACCCGGGGGUGGGACAGGCUGGCUCCAAGGCCCCUUGUGCCUGCCCAUUAGGGGCCUGUCAGCUCAGGCCAGGCCAACGCGAGCUCCGGGGGACAGCAAGUGUUAGGGGACAGGAGGCAGACACCAGUGCCCCACAGGCACUGUCCGCCCAGCCUCAGGCUUCCUAUGGGAGCCACACACACACACACACACACACACCCCACCGCCUGGUGCUGCUAUUGAACGCCACCCGAGCUCCAUCUCCACCUGUGUGACCCUGGCCCCCAGCGAGGCCGCCCGGCCUGGCCCUCACUGCCCCAGCCCCAGCCCAGGCUGCCCAGUAGCCACGUAGCAGAAGUCUGAAGCCAUGCCAGCCCCGGGCGGUUCUCUCCUCUUGGCAUUGUGGGCAGUGCGCAGGGUGGAGCUGGGGGAGAAUAUUUCGGGGCCUUUCUAGCCAUGGGGCAGGGGGAGGUGGAGGAGCGGCACUGCUUCUCCCAGCAGUGUUAGUGUCCCCUUAGGGCAGGGGACCUCGUCAUGUUACAUCACGACCCCACCCCUCCUCAUGCCAUUCUCGCUCCUCCGCUUGGUCCCUUUGUACCCAGGCAAGGGGUAACCCCAGGGGCCCGCCUGACAGAGGCGUUUUCCCUGUCCCCUUGAAAGCACGAGACCGAAAUGACUCCUCCUCCCGUGUCUCCCUUGUCCUGCACUGCCACUCUCUGUUCCUCCUCCUGGAUGGACUUAGGAGGCCAGGGCCCCCCCAAAGCACUGAGGCCUCCUUAAGACCCCCCACACCUCCCUCCCCUCCCCCCACUGCCCAAGCAAAGCACAAGUGAUGGGGUCUGGGCAGCAAAGGCUCAUGGGAGGCUCCUGCCUUGCUCCAGCCCAACCCACUGGGGCGGCUGCUGCCCUGGGAUGGGAGGGCACAGGCAGGGGUCAGCACUUGGGCUUAGAGCAACUGGGUUUUCUGGACCAAUGGUCCUGCUGGGGCCGUGGGCAGCCCGCUGGCAAAGGGAGCCUGGCCGGCCCGCCAGACAGAGGACGCUUGCUUCUUCAUGGCCCAGCAGGAGCUGAGCUGCUGCUUUGCAGGAACUGAAACAAGCCCGGUGUUCAUUGUGCCAAGGCCUCCCCGCCUGUCAUCCUGCCUCUCUGCCCUCCCCUCCCCUUGCAGAUUUUGAUCUUGUCCUAAGGUGUCAUCGAACCGUCUGGGUUCCCUCUAUCAGGAGGAGCUGGAAGUAGCAGCACCGAGUUGGUGAGCACAGGCAUGCACGGGCGGCCGCCCCGGGCCCAGCACUCGUGCAUGCGAGCACGCACAGACACCCCCGACAGAGCCGAGCACAGGCGUGUGCGCGCACACGCACACGCACACACGCGCGCACGGCUGCAUGGGCACUGAGCACAGGUAGAGACCCGGCAGGGGAGUGGGCUGAUCCCAAGGAGAAUCUGUGUCCCAGCGCUCAGGCUGUGAGCGGGCCCCGAGGCCCUGUGGCCUGGGCGUGCGCCCCCUCUGCCACCACACCCCGUGUGCCCACUGCGCUGGUGCGGUAGCUUUUCUGCCGUCCUCAAAGCAGAAAAACCAGGACUUAAGCUAGGUGGUUGUGGGUAGCCCCGCAAACACUGGUGGCCUCUCCCCUGGGAGGAGGGGGUGCCUUCAGACCUCCGGGGGUCCAGACAGAGGCCCCCGAAACCUGACUGCCAACAGAAACCCUCUCCUGGUGAGGGGCGUGCGGCCCCCACACCCACAGGGAAACCUGCUCUGGCCAUAGAUGGGCUCACAGCCCUCCCUGGGCCAGGGGUGGCCCAGGCAUGGCGCCUGGGGCCUCGCUGCCACUGCCCCACCCGGUGCUGCUGCUGCUCUCCUGACCCCUGCUGUGAGGAAUGGGAUUCUUGGUUAAAAAAAGUUGAUAAUUCCUUUUUUGUAUAAAUGCAACAAAAUCCAGGAGAAGCUGCCCCCUCCCCUCACGUGCGAGUCGCCCCCUUUGCUUCGGUUCCUCUGUCACCGUUUUCGUCUUUGGUCCUGGGGACAGCCCAGCAGAUUCUCCUGGUUCCCUCCCAGGGGGUGCUUGCCUCACCCCCUUUUACUUGUAUAAAAAAAAAGAUGGGUUGAAAAAUGUACUGAGGAAAAAAAUGUACUUUUUUAUAAAUAAAGUGUUUAAAACAA
Messenger RNA from Oryctolagus cuniculus (rabbit), 5236 nucleotides. RefSeq names its product nectin cell adhesion molecule 1 (gene NECTIN1). The record is from RefSeq and is a predicted model, not a curated record. Gene Ontology annotation, cellular component: adherens junction. Lineage: Eukaryota; Metazoa; Chordata; Mammalia; Lagomorpha; Leporidae. Gene Ontology annotation, biological process: heterophilic cell-cell adhesion; protein localization to cell junction; homophilic cell-cell adhesion.